AUGACAACGAUAGCAACCAAUCUUGAUCAUUUACCAGUCGAGACUGGAACUUUGUCAACAAACGAGAAUCGUACUCAAGAAUUGUCUAAUAAUAUCACUUCGUCGAUAAUUACAAAUAUUGAAUUUCCAAGUCUACACCAACAACAACAAUCUAAUGAUGAUAAAUCACUAUUAAGAAAUGCUUGGGGUACAUAUUUCUACAAGGCUGAUAAACAACGUGAUUGGAAACAAAAUGUCAUCUACAUAACAUCCAUCAAUUAUGUGGAAGAUUUCUGGUCAUUUUACACACAUACAUAUGGUCUCAGAGAUCUGACUAAUGGAUCUGAUUAUAUGCUUUUCAAGGUAAAGUUUCCAAUCAAUAAAGGCAGAUGA
Adineta ricciae is the source of this 372-nucleotide messenger RNA. NCBI's taxonomy places the organism in Eukaryota, Metazoa, Rotifera, Eurotatoria, Adinetida, Adinetidae. The record is from the annotation of a GenBank genome assembly.